This is a messenger RNA of Plasmodium coatneyi, 2502 nucleotides long. Its product is annotated as Translation factor GUF1-like protein. NCBI's taxonomy places the organism in Eukaryota, Apicomplexa, Aconoidasida, Haemosporida, Plasmodiidae. The record is from RefSeq and is a predicted model, not a curated record. The transcript is spliced from 2 exons. Gene Ontology annotation, biological process: positive regulation of translation. Bases 1 to 2502 code for a protein of 833 amino acids. Gene Ontology annotation, molecular function: GTPase activity; GTP binding; ribosome binding.
AUGAUUCAUGCCUGGGCAUUCAAAAGGGCGCUGUGCAUUUUUAUCCUGAUCAACUGUGUGCUAAAAUUAGAGCGUUCGCGGAAAAUAACGUGGAAAUCGAAAAAGGGAGUUCACAUCCCAUUGGACGGUGCAAAUGGCUACGAACGGGAAUGGAAACGGAAAGGGGUGUUCCUUAACAUUCAGAGGGGUAAAAAUGGGAAAGACGUGAAAAGAAGGAAGGGCACUAAUGGAUUGUCUACUGAGCGGCCAAAUGGUGAGGCGAUCCGUCAGACAAUCAGUGAAACGGAGCAGUUGGAGGAUGACGGCCUUGAUGGAGAGCCCCCCCCUGGGGUGGAAGCAAACAAGAGUAGUAAGAGCAGCCAUGUGGGAGGAGCGCCAGAGUACCCCCAAGAGAACGUUCGAAACUUUUGCAUACUGGCACACAUCGACAGCGGGAAAUCAACCCUGGCUGAUCGGUUCCUAGAAUUAACAAAAACGAUAAAAAAGAAGAAGAUGCAGGACCAGUUUCUCGACAUGAUGUCGUUGGAGAGAGAGAAGGGAAUCACCAUAAAGUUGAAGGCAGUACGAAUGAAUUACAAAAAUUAUAUUUUCAAUUUAAUAGAUACACCAGGACACUUUGACUUCUACCAUGAAGUAAAAAGAUCACUGAGUGUAUGUGAAGGAGUCAUACUACUCAUCGAUGGGACGAAGGGAAUUCAGUCCCAGACACUUAACAUAUUUAUGGAGUUGCAAAAACAUAAUUUAAAAAUAAUUCCAGUGAUAAAUAAAAUCGACCUGAACAUAUGCAGGUUGGAAAAAAUAGAAAAUGAUUUAUUAAACAAAUUUCAUUUUAUGAAAAAAGACAUUUUACACAUCUCUGCGAAGUAUUCUCAUGGAGUAGAAUCUCUCUUUCAGAGAAUCGUUUCGGAGAUCCCUUGUCCUGCCAUUAAGUCGAAUUCCUUCUUCAGGGCCAUCGUUUUUGACUCCUUCUAUGAUCAGUAUAAGGGGGUAAUAUUAAUCAUUAAAGUGCUAAAUGGGGUGUUGACAAAAAAAACGGAAGUUUUUUUUAUUCAGAGUGAGAAGAGUUACAUCGUUCAGGAGGUUGGGUACCUCACCCCGGAGAUGAAACCCACGGAAAGUAUACGCCAAGGGGACAUUGCCUACGUGUCAUCUAACAUAAGGAAGUGUGACGAGGUGCAAAUAAGCGAGACGAUAGUUAGUAGAGAUAUUGUGCACAUGAAUGCACAGCGUCGACUGGUGGUCGAUUCGGACCUGCUCAGCGGGGAGCGCAACGGUGAAAAGCGCACUAGUGUGAAGAGUUGUGGUGUGGAUUCCGUAGGUGUGACCCCACAGAGGGAGGAGAAUACCGAGCGAGAAAUCACCCUGGAGCAGAUCGCCGCGUCCAAAGUGGACGUCUCGUACCCCGUCGUGUUUUGCAACAUUUACAGUGUUAACGAUAAGCAGGCCAACGAACUGCAAGUUGCACUGAACAAAUUGAAGCUGAACGACGCGUCUUUUUCCUUCAAGACGGACGUCUGUGAGACCUUGGGGAAGGGGUUCAAGUGCGGAUUUAACGGAUUGUUGCACCUUAAUAUAAUCCAGGAGCGAAUAAAACGGGAAUAUGGCGUCGAGACGAUUGUGACUGCCCCGUCAGUGAAUUACCUGGUGAGGGUGAAGGAGAAGUGCAUUGACAAGCAGCUGAAGGAGAAGCUGAUCGAUGCGAGUUUCGACGUAGCCAACGUUAACGUGGAGGCGUCUGGCGAGGACAGAGAUCAUGAUAGCGGUGAUGGAAGUGGUGAUGGAGGUGGUGAUAGUAGCAGUAAUAGCAACAACCGUGGCAGAGGGAGGAAGCCCCCUGAGGGACUAUACUACAUGACGAGCAACGUGAACGACAUCCCCCAGAAAAAUUACAUCCACGGAAUUUACGAACCAUACGUGCGAACGAGCAUCAUGACGCCGGAGGAGUACCAAAAAUAUAUCAUGGCGGAAUGUUUCCAAAGGAGAGGAAUUUUCAUCAAAAAGGAAAAUAUGGACAGCCAUGUCAUCUUCUUUUUCGACAUGCCAUUGUCAGAAAUAUUAAUAAAUUUUUUGGACCAAAUAAAAUCCUGCACAAAGGGAUAUGGAUCCAUGAGUUACGAAAAUUACAUCACUUACAGAGAAAGCGACUUGCACAAGAUUAACAUAUACGUGAAUAAUAGGAGUAUCGACUCCUUGUCAUUUUUGGCACACAAAUUAAAUUAUCAUGAAAAGGGAAAACGCAUAGUUUUAAAAUUGAAAGAAAUGAUAAAGCCCCAUCAAUUCCUCGUCGUCAUUCAGGCAGGUGUGGGGACAAGAAUCUUCGCUUCUGAGAGGAUCAACCCGCUCAGGAAAAAUGUCACUGCGAAAUGCUACGGCGGGGAUAUCACACGGAGAAGGAAGUUGCUCGAAAAACAAGCCGCGGGGAAGAAAAAAAUGUUCAGCAUUGGAAAGGUAAAGCUGCCACCUAAUAUGUUCACCAAGCUCUUCGACUUGAAGGCACAGUGA